CUUUCUUCCGCCCCACCCCUCGUCGUCCUCUCCAUCGUUCCUAAAAGUCUCUCCUCUCUCUAAUGGUUUCUUUUCCAUCGUCGGCGUUUUUUUCCUCUGGUUCUAAUCGAGAAGUUGGAAUGGAUUUUAUUGAGAUGAUUUUAAGAGUCAUUUCGGAAGAAAGAAAAUGAAUAACAUAAAUCUUAUGUGUCAAGGCUUCUCUUCUCUGGGUUUUUCUACUUGUGCAUUUCAUGAUGAGAGGAUUAAAAUAAGUGUUUAAUCUUUCUUCGUUUUCCUUAUCCAUGGAUGAAACAACAAGAGGUGGACGGAAAGAAAUUGAGAACCUCUCUCUGCAAAUGAAUGGGUACCCGAUAGAUCUGCUCAAGAGAUUCCGGUCUGUGAGUAACCGGGAUACUAAAAUUAGGGCUAUAGGCGAAGAUACUGAAGAAAUCGCUCUAAAUCUUGGGCUUUCUUUGGGUGGUUGCUUUGGGGUAGAUCCCAAUGAAAAAAGGCAUCUCAUACGUUCAUCUUCAAUCGCUGGGUUAACGAAUUUGGUGAGGGAAGAUGAUUCCGUUAAUCCACCACCGAUUGUGACUUUGCCCAGGACCUGUUCGUUGCCUACUGAGACGGAAGAAGAACGGAGGAAAAGAAAAGAGUUGCAGUGUCUGAAGAGGAUGGAGGCAAAAAGGAAACGAUCUGAGAAGCAGAGGAAUUCCCGAGCAGGUAGAAAUCAAGCUUCUCUGGAGGGAAGUGGUAAGGAAGAGAAGCAGGUUGAGGAAGAAUUAGUAAUGUCCAUUAACUUAAAAGGGAAGGCCAAUGGCAUUACUGCUGCUUUGGCCGAAGAACAGUUGCAACUGCAACACCACCAAUUUGGGGUUAAAAAUGGGUUGUCUGCUUCGGUGCCGGCGGCGGCGCCGCCUCAGUUUGGAAUUCCCAGUUGGGCCACACCCUGUGGCAUAGGAGUUGCUCUUCCCCGUGGGUUUGAUGCAACAGCGAACAGGAACAGUAGUUUCUUAGCUGCAGCUGCUUUGGGAGGAUAUCCACCGUCGACGACGCCACAGGUAUCAUCGCUUGGGUCACAGGGGAGUAGUUCUUCUGGGAUUUCAGAAUUUGAGAGCACACAAGUUCAAGGAUUGAACGGUUGCAAUGAAGCAGGAUGCCUUGGCAGUGUUCAAUCGUUGUCGGAGCAGGUUGAACAGAAAACUGUGAUGAGUCCUGGAGCAACUGAGAGUACAGAGAGCAAGUUUGGUGGAGUAGAAAAGGAUAGAUCAAAAAAAUCUAAGAUUGUGAGGAAUGGAUUUGAGAUGGGGAGCAAUGUUACGGAAGAGAUGCCUUGUGUGUCUACAAGAGGAGAUGGUCCCAAUGGGAAGAGGAUAGAAGGGUUCUUAUACAAGUACAGGAAAGGGGAAGAGGUUAGGAUAGUGUGUGUGUGCCAUGGCAGGUUUCUUUCUCCGGCUGAGUUCGUCAAGCAUGCCGGUGGGGGUGACGUAGCUCACCCUUUGAAACAUAUAGUUGUCAACCCAUCUCCCACCUUUUCGUAAUGGUGGCUAAGGUGGACACCCUUUAAAUCUAAUCUUAUGAUUGUCAAAGAAAGAGGAAAGGAGUAGAAAGGAAAGGAAAGGAAAGGGUGCCCCAUGAGAAGGUGGCUAAGUACACUUACAAGGAGAUUGGUGCUGUAGUAUUUAUAAUCUUUACAUUGGGCUUUCCAUUUUCGAUGUGAAAUUAUUAUUAGAUUUAGGUAGAAUUAAUUUCUUAAAAUUUACCAUUAGAAAGAGGGUGUUCAAGCAUUUAUAAAUUUUCACCUCAAGCUAUUCACUUCUAAUAUGAGAUUAUUAUUUUCGUUA
Messenger RNA from Macadamia integrifolia, 1823 nucleotides. Its product is annotated as ninja-family protein AFP3-like. Gene Ontology annotation, biological process: negative regulation of DNA-templated transcription; signal transduction. The record is from RefSeq and is a predicted model, not a curated record. Gene Ontology annotation, cellular component: nucleus. NCBI's taxonomy places the organism in Eukaryota, Viridiplantae, Streptophyta, Magnoliopsida, Proteales, Proteaceae. The coding region runs from base 282 to 1520 and encodes 412 amino acids. The transcript has 2 exons.